Dermochelys coriacea (leatherback sea turtle) is the source of this 3361-nucleotide messenger RNA. It is a transcript of the gene GFPT1, whose product is annotated as glutamine--fructose-6-phosphate transaminase 1. NCBI's taxonomy places the organism in Eukaryota, Metazoa, Chordata, Testudines, Dermochelyidae. Gene Ontology annotation, molecular function: carbohydrate derivative binding; L-glutamine:D-fructose-6-phosphate transaminase (isomerizing) activity. Gene Ontology annotation, biological process: protein N-linked glycosylation; fructose 6-phosphate metabolic process; UDP-N-acetylglucosamine metabolic process. The record is from RefSeq and is a predicted model, not a curated record. The transcript is spliced from 19 exons. Bases 779 to 2590 code for a protein of 603 amino acids.
AUUGAUGGCUGUCCAUUCAUAUUCUAAAUUUCUGUUAGUAAGCAUUAGUAUGUAAAUUUAAUAGUAUCAAAGUGAUGCUUACAAAUGAAUCUUCACUUAGCAAAAGAAAAAGAAAAAAACGACACUCACCGUUAGAUUUCUUUGAAAAAAGGCAUUGGUUCAUGAAACUGAAUAAAACAAAUGUUAGACGGCAGUUUAACAAUGACAUAACCACCUGUAUUGCAUGGCACCUAGAAGCCCAAGUCUUGGGCCAGGGCCCCAUUGUCCUAGAUGCUGUACAAACAGAAUAAAAAAAGAUGGUCUUUGCCCCCUAGAGUUUACAGUGUAAGUAAAUUAUACAUUAAUAUAAAUCUUUAAUAGUACAUUCUGAUUUUAUGACAGCUAAAAGUUGGUAACAUUAUCAGUUCAGAUCAUUGGGAAUUUCACUCUGGACAUUCAAAGUUCUGCAUGAAAAAUGUCAAGCUCCUUCAAAAGAACCCUGCUUCUGCAACUUUCCAAGAGUAGGAGUGCCAAACCCAUUGGCUUCUGAAAUAGGUCUGCUACAGUGUGCCGCAUCUUUGCUUACUUAAACUACCAUGUUCCCCGGACAAGACGGGAGAUCCUGGAGACCCUUAUCAAAGGGCUUCAGAGAUUGGAGUACAGAGGAUAUGAUUCUGCAGGUGUGGGAAUCGAUGGAGGAAAUGACAAAGACUGGGAGACUAAUGCCGGCAAAAUCCAACUGAUCAAAAAGAAGGGGAAAGUGAAGGCUCUGGAUGAAGAGGUUAACAAACAACAGGAUAUGGACCUGGACAUUGAGUUUGAUGUACAUCUUGGCAUUGCACAUACCCGAUGGGCUACCCAUGGUGAGCCCAGUCCCGUCAAUAGCCACCCGCAGCGCUCAGAUAAAAACAAUGAAUUUAUUGUUAUCCACAAUGGCAUUAUAACCAACUACAAAGAUCUGAGAAAAUUUUUGGAAAGCAAAGGGUAUGAUUUUGAGUCUGAGACCGACACAGAAACCAUUGCCAAGCUUGUCAAGUACAUGUACGACAACCGCGAAAGUGAUGACAUCAGCUUCACCACCUUGGUGGAGAGGGUUAUCCAGCAACUGGAAGGUGCUUUUGCCCUUGUGUUUAAAAGUGUCCAUUACCAUGGUCAAGCAGUUGGCACCAGACGAGGAAGCCCCCUGCUGAUUGGGGUUCGAAGUGAACACAAGCUCUCCACUGACCACAUUCCAAUCCUGUACAGAACAGGUAAAGACAAGAAAGGAAGCUGCAGCCUCUCCCGUAUCGACAGCACCACCUGUCUUUUCCCUGUUGAAGAGAAAGCUGUGGAGUACUAUUUUGCUUCUGACGCGAGUGCUGUCAUUGAGCACACCAACAGAGUGAUUUUCCUUGAAGACGAUGAUGUAGCAGCUGUGGUGGAUGGUCGUCUUUCUAUCCACCGGAUCAAACGCACAGCAGGUGACCACCCUGGGCGUGCAGUCCAGACCCUGCAGAUGGAACUUCAGCAGAUUAUGAAGGGUAACUUCAGUUCAUUUAUGCAGAAGGAAAUUUUUGAGCAACCAGAAUCUGUUGUUAACACAAUGAGAGGAAGAGUCAACUUUGAUGACUACACUGUGAAUCUGGGCGGGUUGAAGGAUCACAUCAAGGAGAUUCAGAGGUGUCGACGUUUAAUCCUGAUUGCUUGUGGGACAAGUUACCACGCCGGAGUUGCGACUCGUCAAGUGCUAGAAGAAUUGACUGAAUUGCCUGUUAUGGUUGAACUAGCCAGUGACUUUUUGGACAGAAACACUCCAGUCUUCAGAGAUGACGUCUGCUUUUUUAUCAGCCAGUCAGGCGAGACAGCAGAUACUUUGAUGGGUCUUCGGUACUGUAAGGAAAGGGGAGCCCUCACUGUAGGAAUAACUAAUACCGUGGGCAGCUCCAUAUCCAGGGAGACAGACUGCGGUGUCCAUAUCAACGCAGGACCAGAGAUUGGUGUGGCCAGCACAAAGGCCUACACUAGCCAGUUUGUUUCUCUGGUGAUGUUUGCCCUCAUGAUGUGUGAUGAUAGGAUUUCUAUGCAAGAAAGACGCAAAGAAAUCAUGCGAGGUCUAAAGGUCCUACCAGACUUGAUUAAAGAAGUGCUGAGCAUGGAUGAUGAGAUCCAGAAACUGGCCACAGAGCUUUACCAUCAGAAGUCUGUCUUGAUUAUGGGACGUGGCUAUCACUACGCUACAUGUCUGGAGGGAGCUUUGAAAAUAAAAGAGAUCACAUACAUGCACUCCGAAGGCAUAAUGGCUGGUGAGCUGAAGCACGGUCCCCUCGCCCUGGUAGACAAAUUGAUGCCUGUUAUCAUGAUCAUCAUGAGAGACCAUACCUAUGCUAAGUGCCAGAAUGCUCUCCAACAGGUUAUAGCACGGCAGGGGCGACCGGUAGUGAUUUGUGAUAAGGAAGACACAGAGACAAUAAAUAAUAAUAAGAGGACAAUCAAAGUUCCUCAUUCUGUGGACUGUCUGCAGGGAAUCCUGAGUGUCAUCCCUUUACAGCUUCUGGCUUUCCAUCUUGCAGUUCUCAGAGGAUAUGAUGUUGAUUUCCCGAGAAAUCUGGCCAAAUCUGUAACUGUAGAGUAAAAGCGCAUCUGAAUCUUAGGGGUAUGGGGAAGUAAAUGAAGAGACUUUUGGGGUACCAAAAUACCUUGAUUUUAAAGUCCCCUAGAUCAAAUCACCAUAAUUGUUACAUUAGUGAUUGUCAAAUUGAUUCCAUAUGCCCUGUCAUUAGCUUUGUUUUGUUGAAAGGUGCUCACUAGGAGACUUGGUAAAGAGGUGAGAUAAGUUAGGUAUAAAUGAACCUCCCUGAUCUAUGCAGAUACUUUAGUCAAUUGCAUGUGCCUCAGCUAGUGAAGGUAGGUGCCACCAACUGACAUGGAAAUUAGAGCUGUAACAGGCUAUAAAUGAGCAUACAGACACGAUGGUUUAGAAGAGAUUGUGCCCUGUUUACAUAAAAAGAUUUAAGGAGAGAUUGAUCAAUCACUGGAUUUCCCUUUAUGUAAUUUGGUUAGCAUGCCGAAAAUUAGCCUCAGAAAGAAUCUGGUCUAUGCCAAAUGCCUAGCAACUGACAAUCCUGCAGAGACAGUGGGCCAAAAUCUGCUGUUAGACAACAGAACUCCAGAGUUGUUGGAGCUCAUUCUAAAUGAGAGCAGCAGCUGACCCAAUGUUCGCAAACAAUAUCAUCCCCUUGUUGCGUGGGAAGAAGGAGAAAUCUAUUGCUCCUACGUGACCAUUGCAACACUAUAGAGAAUUCCAAUUUAGGUGCUGGCUUUAUUUUACUGCUGCGGUUAGCAAGUAUGAUUUGGAACAUGUACAAGAAACUUGCUCUCAGAACAGGAUCCUUGUAUGUGCACA